AUGGGCACCGGCCAAGGAAACCGACCCUCGAAUCAGCAGCAGCAGCAGCAGCAACAGCAGGCGCCUUACCCACCGCAGCAGCGAUACUACGUUCAACAACCACAGCCGCCGCAACCACAACCUCAAUAUCAACAGCAAUACCAACCAUACCAACCGCCGCAGCAAACCCAAUACUACAACCCUCCCAGGCAGCCUCAAUACGCCUCCAGGCCGACUUCUCCUCAACCACCACAUCGCAAGCCAACCCAGCAGCAGCAGCAGCAGCAGCAAUGGCAGUACCCCGCCGCCCAGCAGCAAUUCCUCGCCGAGCUAGAAGUCCCAGCUUCAGUCCCGAGACCGACAUCGACGUCAUCACCCACCACCACCACCACCACCACCACCACAUCAACCCCAGUGCCGAGUGCCGGAGCAACACAACAUGGCCCCGUCGCCUACGAGAUGCCCGCUGACGACGCCGUCGCAGUCAAAUCCGCGACCCAUCAAAUCCCCAGAAAACCGCACAGGAUAGCCUCCGCCUCUUCCGUCGCUGCAGCAUCAUCAACAUCACCACCUCCGGCAUCGCCUGCCGCAGCCAGACCGGAAACCAAACACGACGACGACCCAGAUCAACAAACGGGCCAGAAGCAGGCCCCGCCGCCCCAGCCUCUUAUCCAGGCGAACCCAUGGGGCUUCUUCCUCGAAGACGACAUCCCCCCGCGCAACACCCACUCCGCCACGCCGAGCAAGGAUGACGCAACCCCGGAAGACCAGACGCUGUCGGUGAAACCGCUGCGCAUCGUAAAGACCGGUUCUACCGAGGAGUCUAGCGGGCAGGCAAGCAGAUCUUCGAGCAGUGUCGCGGAUGAUGUGACGCCCCCUCAGCCGCUGCAGUUCACAGCAGCAGCGCCGGCAGUCCAGGGCAGCAAUGGCUCCGACUUGUCCCAACUAGCUCCGGCACCGUUAAGGCUCGCCCGGCCGCAGUCCCCGGCUGCGCAACCACGUCCAUCCCGGUCCCCAAGUCCGGCAAUCUCUACCGCUCCGGCCCCCGAAGCAUCCAAGCUCCCGUAUCCCGCCGAAGGUCCGUCCAUCCCCACAGCGGACUCCCACCCUCACCACCAGUCGGGGCCUCAAACGACGCUCCCCUUCCAUAUCCGUCCUGCUGGCUCCCCUUCACCUGUCUCCCCUUCCUUCGCGCCCUCGCACUUUUCGCCGUCGCCAACGGGCAUCUCGGCACCGCAUCCACAGCUACAGUCGCAUCAACACCAUCCGCAACAAUCACAACCUCACCCCCAACCCGCCUACACCCAACCCGCCUCCGUAUCACCAGUCAUCUUACAGUCCGUUCUGCCGCCAACCCUCCCCGUGAGCUCCUACUUUCCCCAGCAACCCUCCUACGCCCGACAGGAAGCCAUGUCACCCUCUCUCUCGGCCCAUCACAGCCCAAUAGCGUCCACAUCGAGACCGUCGACGUCGCAUGGAGCCUCCCAGGCCUCCCAACACUUCUCAGACCAACCCUACGCAUCUCCUCCGCCUUCGUACAACCAGGCCAUGUCCCAAAUGCACCUAGCAAACACCUCGCCAACGCCCACACAGACACAAUGGCUCCCUCCAUCGCGACCGCCCCCUCUCCAAAACCUAUCACCAAACCCAGCCGGCGUCCCGCUACCCCUUAGCCCUCCGCCGACGCAGUACACCUACUCUCCCACCAGCAUGGGCGCCCAAUCCCUCUCUCCUCUGCAACAGCAAUUCACAGGCUACAACAUGCCGCCGCCCCCGGUCCGCCAACCAACCUACGUCAACGGAACCCAAUACUACCAGCCGCAGCCGACACCGACACCCCCACCCCUCCCGCCUCGCAACUCUCCUACCAUGCCGGGCACGCCGCACACGGGCUACGGCGCCCUCACACCCUACGGCGGACCUCCUCCCCCAACCCGGCCAAACUACCAAGCCCCGCCACCGAAAGCCGAAUCCCGCCUCUUCAGCAGCGCCACGGCGCGGAAGCUGCUCACCAAGACGACCGAGCUCGUGGACCAGACCAUCACGCCCUAUCUCCAGGAUAGCCGAUACUACCGGCCUCCCCAAAACUGGUACCAAAACCAGAACCAGAGCCAGAGCCAGUUCACGCAGCAGAACUAUCAGUACCCGAACCGGCCGUCAACAUCUCAGGGGCAGCAGCAGCAGCAGCAGCAACAGCAACAUUACCAGCAACAGCAGAGCUACGCCCCUUCUCAACGUGUGUAA
This is a messenger RNA of Colletotrichum orchidophilum, 2223 nucleotides long. RefSeq lists its product as uncharacterized. Bases 1 to 2223 code for a protein of 740 amino acids. The transcript has a single exon. NCBI's taxonomy places the organism in Eukaryota, Fungi, Ascomycota, Sordariomycetes, Glomerellales, Glomerellaceae. The record is from RefSeq and is a predicted model, not a curated record.